Molecule: messenger RNA, 327 nt
Organism: Parastagonospora nodorum SN15
Lineage: Eukaryota; Fungi; Ascomycota; Dothideomycetes; Pleosporales; Phaeosphaeriaceae
Exons: 2
Coding region: 1-327 (108 amino acids)
Source: RefSeq, a predicted model, not a curated record
AUGUGGGAACGUUCGCAACAAAGUGGAUCACGUUUCCAACGACGUGUCAAGGCCGAACUUGUUGUCACGGCGAGUUCUGGUUCCAUGUUCGGUAAAGCUCUACUUGAGGAAGCGAUCGUCCGCACCACAGUAUCACCGCAUUUACGCCAGUCGAACGGGCAUUGUGGCCGUAUUCUCGACGUCGCCCGUCAUGGCACCAGCGACUUCUCCUGCACCGAGAGGCUCCUUCCGCACGAGCCCAUGGGCGUCGCACCCGCAAGUAGUUCAGGCAGUCGUCCAUGUCCAGCUGACGUGAACCCGGGCGUGACAUGGAGCAAGGUGCGGUGA